GACAGCGACGGGGAAACGAGAAAUCCAGCAGCCAAAAGUCCAUCCUAAACAAACAACACAAGAGCCUUCUCUCUCUCUCUCUCUCUCUCUCUCUCUCUCGACCUUUAAAAGCUUCCCUUGUGGUUUUCUUCUCUUCUCUAUCUCCCGUUAUUCAAUUUCUCCGAACCUUAUCGUCACAGAUUCUCUCUCUCUUCUUCUUCUCGAUCCGGAAACUGGCAACCAUGAGCGACGAAGGAGAAAAGACCUGUCCACUUUGCACAGAGGAGAUGGACUUGACUGAUCAGCAAUUGAAGCCUUGCAAAUGUGGUUACGAGAUAUGUGUUUGGUGUUGGCAUCACAUAAUGGACAUGGCAGAGAAGGAUGAUACAGAAGGGAGGUGCCCAGCAUGUCGGGUCCCUUACGACAAAGAGAAAAUAGUAGGGAUGGCUGCUAGCUGUGGAAGAUUGGUGGCUGAAAUUAAUGUUGAGCGUAAGAAGUCACAAAAGGCAAAGUCAAAGCCAUCUGAAGGAAGAAAGCAACUCAGCAGUGUGCGGGUGAUCCAACGAAACCUUGUGUACAUAGUUGGGUUGCCUCUUAAUCUAGCAGAUGAAGAUCUUCUCCAGCGCAAAGAAUAUUUUGGCCAGUAUGGGAAGGUUCUAAAAGUGUCCAUGUCUCGAACAGCAGCUGGUGCCAUUCAACAGUUUCCAAACAAUACUUGUAGUGUAUAUGUAACUUACUCAAAGGAGGACGAAGCAAUUCGUUGUAUUCAGUCUGUACAUGGAUUUGUCUUGGAUGGUAGAUCUUUAAAGGCUUGCUUUGGGACCACAAAAUAUUGUCAUGCAUGGCUGAGAAAUGUGCCUUGCACCAAUCCAGAUUGUCUAUACUUGCAUGAAAUAGGUUCCCAAGAAGACAGUUUUACUAAAGAUGAGAUAAUAUCGGCAUACACCAGGAGUAGAGUUCAACAAAUCACCGGUGCAACAAACAAUAUGCUGUGGCGUUCAGGGAGUAUGUUGCCUCCACCUGUAGAUGAUUAUAGCAGCAAUAGUUCUGCUUCUGUAGCAAAACCUAUUGUCAAAAAUACUUCAAAUAAUUCAAUUAUUACGGGCAAGGGCUCUCCUCCAAAUAUAAGCUCUGGUAGAUCUAUUGCACUUCCAGCAGCAGCCUCAUGGGGGAUGCGUGCCUCUAGUCAGCCACAAGCUACUACUUCUACAUCUUCAAAUGGACCUACUAAACCAAAACCGGACACAGUUAAUGGCACAUUAGGCUUCGCAGCAGCAGUUGCAAAUACAAAUCAGGCUACUACAUUGCAUAGUGAUGUGGGAAAAAGGGCAACUUGGAAUGAGGACAGUCAAACUACGAAUGGUAAAGGCAAACAAGAUCCUUUGACAUCCGUUAAACAGAAUGUUGAAGAUUCUCCAUCCAGUGCGCCAGACAAACCAGCCACAGUUCAUGCUAAUCAUGCUGUAACAUUAAGUAAUCAGUCAUCUAGUUCUCCAACUGAUCACAAUGACUGGGGCUCUGCUUUGAUGGCAAAUGGUGCAAACUCCUUUGUUCAUGCUGUGCCAUCUUCUGGGCCUGAAAAGGUGGGAAUUGCUGCAACUGAUAUGGAUUCAGUAAAGAUUGAUAUUAAUUUUAGAAGUGAAGUUUCUGGCGUAACAAGAAAUUGUAGCUCACUUAGAGAUGAUAAUGUGAUAAGAUCGACUUUAUCACCUAAGAGUCAAGGGUUACAGCAAUCAUACACUGACCAAUGUAGAGAACCUUUGGCUUCACCAGGAACUGAGAAAAUUUAUGGUCCAGGGGAAGAACAGCCUGACUGGAGAAUAGAUUCUCAAAUUCAAUCAGUUAUGAAUUCCAUUUCCGAAGUAGAGGAAGAUAUAAUAUCAUUUGAAAACCAGAGACUCAAGGAUCCGGAAGUUGUGAGUCAUUCUAUGUACCUGCCAAAUUCAGCUAAUUCACUCCAUAUUACAAAUCUUUCUAGGUCUCAUUCUUUGCAACGUAAUGAGCCUUUUGGUGCUGUCAAUCUAAAUGCUGAUCCUCUAUUCAUGGAUAAUAGAGUUGGUGACACCACACUCGUGCGUGCAUCUAGUAAUACUGUAAUAUCAAAUGGAUAUCCUGAGAAAUUGCUCCACAGUUCUACUGGUUUGGAUAGAAACAUGGAGCAUUCCUUCUCUCUUCCAAAUGAGGGGGAAGGGGCGCACAAGGGAAGAUUUCAGGGUGAUGCUACAGCCGCGGACGUGGGUGAGAACAGCAUAAUUUCAAAUAUAUUAUCACUAGAUCUUGAUGGAUGGGAAGAGCCGCUAACAUCAUCUCAGAAUUUGGCUAAAUUGUUGGUUGAAACUGAGAGACAGUCUAGUUCUCUCAAUUCCUGGAAAGUUCAAAAUAACAGUCAGUCUAGGUUCUCUUUUGCAAGACAGGAGGAAUCAAGAAAUCAAGCAGUUGAUGUUGAUCCAUGUUUUAGUGUUUUUGGGAAGUGGGCAAAGGAUCUCUCGUUUAGUCAGGGUUUUUCAGAAAAAAGAAAUUCAUAUUUGGAUAAGGUUGGGAUGGGUAAUGGUUUCUCUACUGGUAAUUUCGAGGAAUCUGAAAAUUUUACCAAUGGUCUUUCAGUUUUUUCUUCUAACAAGCCAUCUGCAGUUUCGAGAGCCCAAAUUUCUGCCCCUCCUGGAUUCUCUGUUCCUAACAGAGCUCCACCCCCAGGCUUUUCUUCCCAUGAGAGGAUGGAUCAGAUUUUUGAUACUAUAUCUGGGAAUCAUUUGCUCAACUCUUCUUCCAUGCUGAGAAAUUCAUAUCAGCCACCCUCAACUGGAAGUAUUAGUAGUAGUGGGGAUGUUGAAUUCAUGGAUCCUGCUAUUUUGGCAGUUGGUAAAGGGAGACUUCAAAGUGGGCUUAACAAUUCAGGCUUUGACAUGAGAACAAAUUUCCCACAACAGCCAAGUGCCUUUGAGAAUGAGGCAAGGCUUCAGUUAUUGAUGCAGCGAUCUCUCUCACCACACCAGAACCUGAGAUAUGCUGAAACUGGGGAUAGCUUUUCUUCUCUUACAGAUUCCUAUGGCAUUUCUUCAAGGCUUGUGGAUCAAUCACAAAUAAGCAAUCUAUCUCCUUUCAUGCAAAUGUCCCUUCAGCAUUCUAGGAAUGGACUUGUGUCGAAUGGGCACUGGGAUGGCUUCAAUGAGGUUCCAGGUGGAAACAAUCUUAGUGUGGCAGAACUCCUCCGAAAUGAGAGACUGGGAUUGAACAAGUUCUACACUGCUGGGUAUGAAGAUUCUAGGUUUCGGAUGCCAAGUUCAGGAGACUUGUAUAACAGGACAUUGAGAUGGGAACACUGCUGGAAUGACAAAUUUUUAUCUGGCUAGCAACGGCCAGCAGAGAAGCAUAAAUGAUCCAUAUGCAAUUAUGUGGCCUUGGACUGAAGGAUGGGACUGACUCAUGACUGAUCUCUUUGGGCAGCCUGAUGAAGGAUAAACUCCCGAAAACCGGGGUCUUGAGGGCAGCAGGUAAUGGUGGACGAAGCUGCAACCUACAUUUGAUAUGAAGACUGUAUUAUGAAAUGCUGUAUGUUGUCAACUGGCAGGUUGAUCCUCCAGUCGAUCGAGUGUUUUGCUCCUCUUUAUAUAGGAAAGAGUAAAUUUUGGUUGCUGUUCUCACAACUAAAUAGAUGAAAGGCUUAUAUGACCCUUCUUUAAGUUUGCCGUGGGGUGAUUGAUUUCUACACCUACUGCCUCUAUUAUAUGACCAAAGGCUUAGAUUUGAAAAUUUAAGUUGUUUACAGUUGUUUGAUA
Messenger RNA from Hevea brasiliensis (rubber tree), 3755 nucleotides. RefSeq lists its product as uncharacterized. NCBI's taxonomy places the organism in Eukaryota, Viridiplantae, Streptophyta, Magnoliopsida, Malpighiales, Euphorbiaceae. Gene Ontology annotation, biological process: protein ubiquitination. Gene Ontology annotation, cellular component: CCR4-NOT complex. Bases 222 to 3329 code for a protein of 1035 amino acids. Gene Ontology annotation, molecular function: RNA binding; ubiquitin-protein transferase activity. The record is from RefSeq and is a predicted model, not a curated record. The transcript is spliced from 14 exons.